AUGGCGGAGCUCACAAUCACGAAGCUCAACGCGGAGUCGCAUCUGCUGCUCGAGCAACCUCUCCUCCGCAUGCCAUACGAACUCUCGCGACGAAACUUCAAAAACGCCCAGCGAUUGAUCGAGCACUCGAGCACCAACAUGUCCACCUCGCUGGACGGUGCUAAGAAAGCCGCCGCAAAGUCCUCCUCAACAACGCAGACCCUCGACUCACUCGACUCGAUGAUCGCCAAAAUGCAAGGUCUGAAGCGGAAGCUAGAGGGUCUCCACGAGGAGGAAACGCGUAUACAUAAAUCCGCCAAAGCACGUCUGCAACACCUACAGGACCUCUACGAAGUCAAGUCUCUCGCAGAUGUCAAAUAUGAGGAGUGGAGUCGCACACGGCUUUCGCGCCUGCUGGUGGAUUAUCUGCUGAGGGAGGGGUACUCGGAUUCUGCUGCGCAUUUGGCGCAGAGUAAAGGCAUCACGGAGUUGGUGGAUGUUGAUGCUUUUGUGGCGUGUCAGAAGAUCGAGAGGAGUUUGAGGGAGGGCAGGACGGGAGAGGCGCUCGACUGGUGUAAAGAGCAUGGGAAGGAGCUGAAGAAGGUGGGUGGGGUGUUGGAGUUUGAGUUGAGGUUGCAACAGUAUGUCGAGUUGGUGAGGCAGGGACACGAGGCGGGGAUGAGUAGCAUGGAUAGUGACGAUAUGGAUGGGGUCAGUAUUGGGGGUGGGGGAGGGGAGACAAAGCUGGUUGAGGCCAGGGCGCAUGCGAAGAAAUACCUAAGUGGGAGUGGGGAUUAUGCGUUACUAGGGAGGGCGGCGGGGUUGCUGGCGUACAAGCCGUGGGAUGAGGUGGAGCCUUAUGCGUCCCUCUACUCGCCCUCGCGCUGGACCCAUCUAGCCUCGCUCUUCGUUAGCACCCACCAUGGCCUGUACUCGCUCCCACCGCGACCACUACUCCACAUCGCCCUCAGCGCUGGUCUGUCUGCUCUCAAAACACCCGCGUGCCAUUCCGCCUUCACGCCUUCGUCUACCAACGCCUCCCCUUCAACCACAACCGUCUGCCCAAUCUGCAGUACCGAGCUCAACGAAUUGGCACGCAAUGUGCCCUAUGCAUUGCACACUACCAGCCUUGUUGAAAAUGACCCCGUGGUUUUGCCAAACGGGCGAAUAUACGGGAGCGAGCGUCUGAGGCUGUUCAAUGAGAAGGCCGGGACCGAGAAGGGGUGGAUUUACGAUCCAGUUGAAGGGACUGCGGGGGAGAAGUGGAAAGAGAGCGAAGUGCGGAAGGUGUAUAUCAUGUAA
Molecule: messenger RNA, 1281 nt
Organism: Dothidotthia symphoricarpi CBS 119687
Lineage: Eukaryota; Fungi; Ascomycota; Dothideomycetes; Pleosporales; Dothidotthiaceae
Product: protein FYV10
Exons: 3
Coding region: 1-1281 (426 amino acids)
Biological process (GO): proteasome-mediated ubiquitin-dependent protein catabolic process
Cellular component (GO): GID complex; nucleus; cytoplasm
Molecular function (GO): ubiquitin protein ligase activity; protein binding
Source: RefSeq, a predicted model, not a curated record